Molecule: messenger RNA, 6208 nt
Organism: Drosophila suzukii
Lineage: Eukaryota; Metazoa; Arthropoda; Insecta; Diptera; Drosophilidae
Product: receptor-type guanylate cyclase Gyc76C
Biological process (GO): cGMP biosynthetic process; receptor guanylyl cyclase signaling pathway; intracellular signal transduction
Cellular component (GO): plasma membrane
Molecular function (GO): ATP binding; peptide receptor activity; adenylate cyclase activity
Source: RefSeq, a predicted model, not a curated record
UAAUUAUUAUUGAAUGAAAAACAAAUUCCGCCAAAUGUGUUAACAAGAGUGUUUGCAGCCGCAGCCGCAGCGCCAUAAAGUUUACAACAAUACGGGGAAAAAACCAAAAAAUAACGAAAACUGGAAUUUGUGAUAAUUGUUUUUCGGAGCGAACGCGAGUAAAUAGCAACCACAAUAACAAAAGCACAAAGUGAACAAUCGUUAAACAACCAAAAAGCAAGCCAAUUAGAAAAAUAAACACAGUGCAAAAAUCCAACAAAAACAGGAGAAUAGAAAAGAAAACGCAGAGAUCGUGGAAAAACAAAAAGUUUAUCUAACUGUAAAUCCGAGCGCCAACGUGGGAGGCAUCCGAAGCGAAAACUGCGGAUAAGCAGGCAGAGAGAGAGAAGAGCGAUCUCUGGCAAAAGCUGAUGACAAAACUACAAGGGCAGUCCGUCUCCAGUUCAAUGUAAACAUUAAUAAUACCAUCAACGGAAAGGACUGAAAUCGAUUACUAGGACUUUAUGGUUCAGCCUGAAACACGACCCACAUAUCUCCUUAAUCGAAAUUGCUUUUCACAUCAAGUGUAGCAAGAGUUAUUUGGCUAAAUCAACAUUAAAAUCUUUGGAGCUGUUGUUGGGAUUACAUCGACAAUUGCAACACAAAUUACAAAUUAUACAACAAAAAUAUCGCUGUGAGAAUCUGUUGGGACCCAUAGGCGUCGCGCUGAACGGCCCCGGCCUAAGGGGCCAUGACGCGUUGGCCCUUUAAUCUACUACUCUUGCUGUCGGUGGCAGUGCGCGACUGUAGCAAUCAUCGCACCAUCCUCACAGUCGGCUACCUAACGGCCCUCACUGGCGAGCUCAAGACGCGCCAGGGACUGGCCAUAUCCGGUGCCCUGACUAUGGCCCUGGAUGAGGUCAACAAAGAUCCCAAUCUGCUGCCAAAUGUGUAUCUGGACCUGCGCUGGAAUGACACCAAAGGGGACACGGUACUGGCCACCAAAGCCAUCACCGAGAUGAUAUGCGAUGGCAUCGCUACCAUUUUCGGACCGGAAGGACCGUGCUAUGUGGAGGCCAUCGUCUCGCAGAGUCGAAACAUUCCAAUGAUUUCCUAUAAAUGCGCAGAGUACCGUGCAUCCGCCAUACCGACUUUCGCCCGCACGGAACCGCCAGACACGCAGGUCGUUAAGUCGCUGCUUGCCCUUCUGCGAUAUUAUGCGUGGAACAAGUUCUCCAUUCUGUACGAGGACGUGUGGGGUCCGGUGGCAGAUCUGCUUAAGAAUCAGGCUCUUAAACGAAAUAUGACCAUAAACCACAAGCAGGUGUUUAUCGAUAAUCGUGCCAAAUGCUGCGAGCAGAUGCUGGAGUGCUGUCGCUCUGGGUAUUGGUAUCAGUUAGUACAAAGCACGAUGAACGGCACACGGAUCUACGUAUUCCUGGGGGCGGCCAAUAGUCUUGUGGACUUUAUGAGCUCUAUGGAGACCGCUGGCCUGUUUGCUCGUGGCGAGUACAUGGUGAUCUUUGUCGACAUGAUGGUCUAUUCCGAGAGGGAGGCAGAAAAGUACUUGCGCAAAGUGGAACAAAUAGCUCUAAUGUCGUCUUGCCACAGCACGGAAAACUUUAAUCAAAUGGCCCGCAGUUUGCUCGUUGUGGCUUCCACGCCCCCCACAAAGGACUACAUACAGUUUACCGAACAAGUGCAAAAGUACAGCUCGAAGCCUCCGUUUAACUUAUUGAUUCCACCGCUGUUUGUUGAAAGUAAUUUCAGCAAGUUUAUAUCGAUCUAUGCCGCCUACCUGUACGAUUCGGUUAAGCUGUAUGCCUGGGCUGUGGACAAAAUGCUGCGAGAGGAGACUCGAGUUUUGACUGACGAUGUGAUCUUUGAAGUGGCCAGCAACGGGACUCGAGUGAUCGAUACCAUAAUCAAAAACCGUACUUAUAUGAGCAUCACUGGAUCCAAGAUCAAGAUCGAUCAGUAUGGCGACUCGGAAGGUAACUUUUCGGUCCUGGCCUACAAGCCCCACAAGUGGAAUAACUCCAACAACAUGCCCUGCAACUAUCACAUGGUUCCUGUAGCGUACUUUCACCAAGGCGAAGAACAUCCAGAGUACAAGCUCAUCAAUGGCUCAAUAGACUGGCCAUCGGGCGGUGAAAAGCCCGCCGACGAACCGAUGUGCGGAUUUGCCAACGAGCUCUGUAAAAAGGAUGACACCCACUACACGUCUACUGUGGCUGCCGUGGUGUUGGGCGUGCUUCUCUUCUGCUCUGGUGUGAUCACCAUGAGCAUAUAUAGAAAGUGGAAAAUUGAGCUGGAGAUUGAGGGAUUACUCUGGAAGAUCGACCCCAACGAUAUAAAGGGUUAUUCCGGCAACGAAAUUGUCUCCUCGCCCAGCAAGGUCAGUUUAAUGAGUGCCCAGAGCUAUGGUUCCCGCUGGACCAACCAGUUUGUAACCUCCACGGGCCGCCUGCGUGGCGCUGUGGUCCGCAUCAAGGAGUUGAAGUUCCCCCGGAAGCGAGACAUUUCCAGGGAGAUCAUGAAGGAGAUGCGAUUGCUGCGCGAACUGCGCCACGACAACAUAAACAGCUUCAUUGGCGCCAGCGUGGAGCCAACACGCAUCCUUCUAGUCACCGAUUACUGUGCCAAAGGCAGUCUUUACGACAUCAUCGAAAACGAGGACAUCAAGCUGGAUGAUCUAUUUAUUGCCUCACUCAUUCACGACCUCAUUAAGGGAAUGAUCUACAUACACAAUUCUCAACUGGUCUAUCAUGGCAAUCUUAAGUCCUCGAACUGUGUGGUCACCUCGCGCUGGAUGCUCCAGGUGACAGAUUUCGGAUUACACGAGUUGCGCCAGUGUGCCGAGAACGAGUCCAUCGGGGAGCAUCAGCAUUAUCGAAAUCAACUUUGGCGUGCUCCUGAGCUGCUCCGGAAUCAUAUCCACGGCAGCCAGAAGGGCGAUGUCUACGCCUUCGCCAUCAUCAUGUACGAGAUAUUUAGUCGUAAGGGUCCAUUCGGACAAAUAAACUUUGAACCAAAGGAAAUCGUGGACUACGUCAAGAAGCUACCGCUCCAGGGAGAGGACCCGUUUCGGCCGGAAGUGGAGUCCAUAAUAGAGGCCGAGUCCUGCCCGGAUUACGUGCUGGCCUGCAUCAGGGACUGCUGGGCCGAAGAUCCCGAAGAGCGACCCGAAUUCAGUGUCAUACGCAACCGCUUAAAAAAGAUGCGCGGUGGUAAGACCAAAAACAUCAUGGACCAAAUGAUGGAAAUGAUGGAGAAGUAUGCCAACAAUUUGGAGGACAUUGUCACCGAGCGUACGCGUCUCCUGUGCGAGGAGAAGAUAAAGACGGAGGAUCUGCUGCAUCGCAUGCUUCCGCAGUCGGUGGCCGAGAAAUUGACCAUGGGGCAGGGCGUUGAGCCGGUGUCCUAUGAUUUGGUCACCAUAUAUUUUAGUGACAUUGUUGGUUUUACUGCAAUGUCGGCGGAGAGCACACCGCUGCAAGUGGUGAACUUUUUGAAUGAUCUCUACACAGUGUUCGAUCGCAUCAUACGCGGCUAUGAUGUUUACAAAGUAGAAACAAUUGGAGAUGCGUACAUGGUGGUUUCGGGUCUGCCAAUUAAGAACGGUGAUCGACACGCGGGCGAGAUAGCUUCUAUGGCCCUGGAGCUACUUCACGCGGUGAAACAGCAUCGCAUAGCACAUCGGCCAAACGAAACGCUGAAGCUGCGCAUAGGGAUGCACACGGGCCCGGUGGUGGCAGGCGUGGUUGGCCUCACCAUGCCGAGGUACUGCCUCUUUGGGGACACCGUGAACACAGCAUCUCGAAUGGAGAGUAACGGCGAGGCGCUGAAGAUUCACAUUUCCAACAAGUGCAAGCUGGCGCUGGACAAACUGGGUGGUGGCUACAUAACCGAGAAACGUGGCCUAGUCAACAUGAAGGGCAAGGGCGAGGUGGUCACAUGGUGGCUCACCGGAGCCAACGAGAAUGCGAUACAAAAGAAGCUGGUGGACAUGAUGGACAUGCCGCCGCCACUCUUCAGUCGGCCGCGAAAGAGUCCCAAACUAAAUCCGGACUCCCGGCAACCGAGCAUCCAAGCGAUGCACUUCUGCGGCACCGGAUCAAGGCGCCAGAGCACUGUACCCAGGCCGGUGGACGGCGAGUCCACGUAUAGUCUCCAGGGAUCCGUAAGGGAAUCACCGCGCAUGGUCAGCAAACGAGAUCGGGUUGGGGAGCGACCCUCUAUCAAUGGUCUGGGCGCCGCGCUCCUUGUGGGCGGAGCUCUUCUCGAAUCCGCACAGGAUUCGCUCAGCACGCUGAAUCAUUCCGAAACAAACGAAACGAACUGUGAUAUGGAUGGGGGAUCGGGAGGCGUGUCAGGAUCGGGAUCUGGACUAGUGCGCCAGCCCAAUGCGCUGCACAAGCCGUUGGCCAUGGUGCGGCCCCACAGGAUCAUCAGUGCUGCCCAGUUGCCCCAACUGGGAGAUAUCGAGGAUGACUCCGCGGACAUGCUGCUGCGGGAGUCUCGCUCCCUGGACCCCAUGCCCAUGCAGCAACUGCGCAAACGGCACGACAGGGUCAAACUGCCGCCCUCCAAGUUGUCCAAGAACAAUUCGCGAUCGUUGGACACCGGGGUCUCCCUGAUCAGUGGGAAUCCCAACGGCGAGGUGGAGUCAGGUCAUCUGGAUAUGGAUGACGAGAUGUCCGUCAAUCCGGUAGAUGCCACCGAUGGCUACGAUGAUGAGCUGGGUUUGCUGAUGCGCCACGACAACGGACAGCUGCCCGCCCUCCGCUAUUCAGGCAGUUUUCCCAAUGCCCAGAUCAGCAUUGUUCCUACAGGAGGAGGAGGAGUAGGAGGAGUGCGAGGCGGAGGCGGCAGCAACUGUGCGAAGCAUCUAAACAACAACUGCAACGGCGGAGUGAACAUCGAGGAUGAUCUUGAGUCGCCCCUGCUGCAACGUCAGGCAUCGCUGUCUGUUCCGCCGGAGGAGAUGCUGGCGCACAACAAACGCUGGCAUUCGCUAGAGCACAUGGACGGACCCGGUGGCCAUGGUGGAAACAGCGUGAGCUAUGCCGCCGAUAUAGAUAACCGCCAGCCCGGAGGCCUGGACUUCCUCGGCAACUCCUCCAACCAGCAUAGAGCCAGACCGGUUGGUGGGAGCAAGCUGACCAACUGGAUGUCCAACAUCUUCAAGGGGAACGGCGUGCGCGGCGAGGCUAGGCGAAUUCUGCCCAGAGACGUGCAUGGAGCACGAACUGGAUUCACGGACAUGGCGGCGUCGGCAGCAGCCCGGGAUCGAGAAAGUAUAGUGUAGGGAUAACAAGGAGGCAGAGUAGAAACUAAGAAAGAAGGAGCAGAAUGACCAGGAUGAGCUGGAUGAGCCGAACGAGAGAGGUGGAAAGUUACUCAGGAACCGUGUCGAGCAGGAAACGAUCGUCUUUUGGCUUAUUUCUUUGUUUUAUGUAUUGUAGUUGGUAUUAAUCGAACGAUUUGUGUGUCUGUGUUGGAGGUCCUUCACCUAUAAACAUUUGCCAGCCUGUUCUUAAAUAUUUGAUCGCCUUGGCAUUUCAGGAUUUCAAAUGUCCCUUGGGAUUCUAAACUAUUUUUAUUCGAUUUCAAAAGGAAUCCUGCGAUCCCCAAGUAGAAGCGAGCAGAAGCUGAAGCGGAAAUCAUACAUACGUAGCAUAUAUUUGAUAACUCUACAUACAUACAUUUUAGAGAAGCCGAAAAAACCGUCUAGUCACAAGGUCUUCAGACUAGUUAUUGUUUUACAUAAAAUACACACCCACACAUCUUAAUGUACGUUUGUAAAUGUAACACAUACACACACGACCACACACAUAUUUAUACGACGAUGGAGAAUCAAAAACAAAUAUUUUAUGUAAAUGUAAUCGAAAUUUUUUGCUUUCUAUACCACGUGCGCUGCAGCAAACAAAUUAUGCUUAAAAGAGAAACUAGUUAAUUUAUAUAUCCCGAAAACAAAAGAGAGUGGAAAAUGUAAUGUAUCAAUGUGUUUUGCUAGUACGUAGUUAAGUGCGUGUGAUUGUACGUAAUGUUUAAGUCUCUACAACUAAAAGAAUAAUUUUAAUUAAUUGAAUAAUGGAAUUGUGAGCAAAGAAGUGCGAGAAAGGCGCCCGAUUCGUGGUGUUUUAGCUGUAUGUAUGUAUGUAUAUUUUUAAAAGAAAAUUUGUUAAAUUUGCCAUAUAUAAAUACAAACAUGAAACUAUUAAAA